Messenger RNA from Talaromyces atroroseus, 354 nucleotides. RefSeq lists its product as hypothetical. The coding region runs from base 1 to 354 and encodes 117 amino acids. The transcript is spliced from 3 exons. Gene Ontology annotation, biological process: mitochondrial respiratory chain complex IV assembly. NCBI's taxonomy places the organism in Eukaryota, Fungi, Ascomycota, Eurotiomycetes, Eurotiales, Trichocomaceae. Gene Ontology annotation, cellular component: mitochondrial inner membrane. The record is from RefSeq and is a predicted model, not a curated record.
AUGUGGUUGCCAAGCCCGGCCUGGCCAUCAUCUCCGACAUUUCCUGAGUUCGAGAUCAUCUCGUCUUCUUCCCCUCUCCCUCAGCAACCCUCGAAACAUCUUCGACGAUCUGGUUCCAAGAUGCCAUCCGGAAUCUUCAAUUCAAGUUACUACGGCAAGGACUACCGAGCCGGAGCAGCCCUGCUUCGUGCUCGGCGGCCAUAUCUAGUCAAGAACUCGCUGACCGGUCUGGGUCUGUUCGGGUUCGUCGUUGGUGUUUACGCCUUCACCAUCCGCGCAGUCGGCCAAGAAGAUUUCUCCGAUGUCGUUGUUCCAGACGCUCCUCCUGUCGCUGCUGCCAACAACAAGCAAUAA